Messenger RNA from Verticillium nonalfalfae, 765 nucleotides. RefSeq lists its product as uncharacterized. Gene Ontology annotation, molecular function: hydrolase activity. The record is from RefSeq and is a predicted model, not a curated record. The transcript is spliced from 3 exons. Bases 1 to 765 code for a protein of 254 amino acids. NCBI's taxonomy places the organism in Eukaryota, Fungi, Ascomycota, Sordariomycetes, Glomerellales, Plectosphaerellaceae.
AUGUCGACAAUGCCUGCGCAGCACGGCCACAACGAGGCCUGCUGCAACAUCCCACCCGUCAUCUCCAAGGGCUACGAUGCCAAGGGCUCCUACGAACAGGUCAACGACAUCAAGACGUACACCACAGGUCCCUCCGACGCCAAGAAGGGCAUCCUCUUCAUCUACGACAUCUUUGGCUACUUCCCCCAGUCCCUCCAGGGCGCCGACAUUCUCGCGACGAGCGGCGACCAGAAGCACCGCGUCCUCAUCCCCGACUGGUUCGGCGGCAACCCCUGCCCCAUCGAGUGGUACCCCCCCGACACGGAGGAGAAGCAGAAGAACCUUGGCGCCUUCUUCGGCAAGUACCCGCCGCCCAAGAUUGCCGGCCUCGUGCCGGGCUACGUCAAGGCCGCCAGGGACAAGUACCCCGAGAUCACCGACUGGGCCAUCAUUGGCUACUGCUGGGGUGGCAAGGUUGCGACGCUCGUCACCUCGGGCGACGAGAACCCCUUCAAGGCCGCCGCCUCCAUCCACCCCGCCAUGGUCGACCCCGAGGACGCCAAGGGCGUCAAGGUGCCCUUCAUCCUGCUCGCCUCCAAGGAGGAGCCCGACGAGGCCGUCGGCAAGUUUGAGGAGGCCCUGCAGGUGACCAAGCACGUCGAGACCUUCAAGGACCAGAUCCACGGCUGGAUGGCCGCCCGCGCCGACCUCGAGGAUGAGCGCGUCAAGGAGGAGUAUGCCAGGGGCUACAAGACGGUUGUCGAGUUCUUCAGCAAGAACCUGUGA